AUGCAUAAGAAGAAGAAGAAGAGAAAGCGAGCGAGCAUGAAGGCAACCAAGUCUGCGAUCAAGGCGGUGUCGACAUGGGUGAAGAGGCAGCCACCAAAGGUGAAGGCUUUCCUCGCGGUCGUAUCGGGCAUGGCGGCUCUUGUUCUCCUCAGAUUCAUCGUUCACGAUCACGACAACCUCUUCGUUGCCGCCGAAGCUGUUCAUUCCAUUGGAAUCGCUGUUCUUAUCUACAAACUCAUCAAGGAAAAGACCUGUGCUGGAUUGUCACUGAAAUCUCAGGAGCUUACAGCAAUAUUUCUAGCUGUGAGGCUUUACUGCAGCUUGGUCAUGGAGUACGACAUACAUACCAUUCUGGAUUUGGCUACUCUGGCUGCAACACUCUGGGUUAUUUUCAUGAUCCGUUUUAAGCUGAGGGCUAGUUACAUGGAGGACAAAGACAACUUUGCUCUCUACUAUGUGCUUGUGCCCUGUGCUGUGCUAGCUGUAUUGAUUCAUCCAUCGACUUCGCACAACAUAUUGAACAGAAUAUCCUGGGCAUUCUGUGUUUACCUCGAAGCUGUUUCAGUACUGCCACAGUUGAGAGUGAUGCAGAACACAAAGAUUGUCGAACCCUUCACGGCUCAUUAUGUUUUUGCACUUGGAGUAGCAAGGUUCCUUAGCUGUGCACACUGGGUCUUACAGGUUGUAGACACACGGGGACGGCUGCUUGUAGCACUGGGUUACGGACUAUGGCCUUCGAUGGUUCUAAUCUCAGAAAUCGUCCAAACAUUCAUCUUGGCAGAUUUCUGUUACUACUACGUCAAAAGGUAG
Messenger RNA from Thlaspi arvense, 810 nucleotides. NCBI's taxonomy places the organism in Eukaryota, Viridiplantae, Streptophyta, Magnoliopsida, Brassicales, Brassicaceae. The record is from the annotation of a GenBank genome assembly.